Messenger RNA from Malassezia globosa CBS 7966, 2709 nucleotides. RefSeq lists its product as uncharacterized. Gene Ontology annotation, cellular component: nucleus. The transcript has a single exon. The coding region runs from base 1 to 2709 and encodes 902 amino acids. Gene Ontology annotation, molecular function: zinc ion binding; DNA-binding transcription factor activity, RNA polymerase II-specific. Lineage: Eukaryota; Fungi; Basidiomycota; Malasseziomycetes; Malasseziales; Malasseziaceae. The record is from RefSeq and is a predicted model, not a curated record. Gene Ontology annotation, biological process: regulation of DNA-templated transcription.
AUGGACCGUAGCGGCACCGAGUCUCUGUCAUCUCACGCACUACCUGUGCCCACUGAGCAGACUUUUGGCAUGAAUGACCAUUCAAGCCAGCACUACCACGCCGUGGAAGCACUUUCAUCGAAUGUGCUGCCCUCAACGCGCGAUCGAAUCGCACCGCCGGAGCCACAGGCGAAGCCGCCCUCGACGAAACGUCGUAAAAUCAACACAUGCUUUCCCUGCAAGCAACGCAAAGUCAAGUGCGAUCGUCAGCAACCAUACUGUGGACAAUGUCAGAAGCACCGCAUCCCUGCCGAGCGCUGCGUCUGGUCCUCUGAUAUGACACUGCCUCCGGACAUGCAGAGUGCCGCUGCAGCGUCUGCAGCACUUACAUACACCAAGCCGGACGCCUCGCAUGCGCCGAUGGGUCUCGGUGCGGGUGACUGGGCUGCCAGUUCACAAGGCACAGACCUUGCACUCGAUAAUGAUACGCGCGCCGUCAUUGAGCGCAUCAGCCAUCUUGAGCAGCGCCUUACGACGAAUACAGCAUCUCAGCCCACGUCGCACGACCUGCCAACAAGUUCAGCGGGCCAAACACAGAUUGACCCCAUACUGCUCGCCGGCACUGGCUUGUCGCUGGGCGACGUCAACGCCGAUCGAUCAACAGCCACAAGUCUGCCUCAAGACGCUGCGGUUGCGGCUGAGCUCGCAUUCUGGCGUUCAAAAAUGGAACAGCAGCACCAGCGUCCCCCACAUUCCAGCGAUGCCGCACAAAUGACUCAAAUGCAAGCAGAGCAAAACAUCGCUGCAGAUGCGCUUGCUAUGUUCGCACGUCAUAGUCAGCAAAACUCCCUGCCAGGCAGUGAGCAGGCGAUUGCUCGCCCAUCUGCCGUGUCGUCCGGCGCAGACACCCUGCCACGCCACAAUCUUGUGCACGCUUUCCUCGAUAAUACCACAUUCUCCGUGAAUAGUGCGACGAGCCGCGUGCGUGCUGCCCUGGACUUGCUGCCUGAUACCCAGCAGACUGAUUACCUUCUAAAAAUUCUUCAGACUGUCGACUUGCACGUGUCGUACGGCAUAAGCUGGCGUCUCGUGAGGACGCAGCUCGCCAAUCUCCGCACACUGCUUGCUAGUUGGAAUCGCAUGCAUGCUUCCGUACCGCCGGAACAGCUGGAUUUGUCGUUUUUGGCCCUACUGCUCACACUGCUUGGCACCGCCGCACAAUACACAGAAGCUCGCUUCUUUAUCGAACAGGGAUUCUGCACAACGCCUGAGCAGAUCGAGCCGUUCGUUGACUCAUGGAUCGAUUGCGCACAGUCGCUUCUAGCCACUGACGACUUCGUUAGCAAGACAAACUGGAACCACCUUGCCACGCUUCUGCUAUUUGUGGAUCACCAUGCUGUACGUGGCCGUCUGCAAGUUUCGCUCGUCGCUAUGGCGACGCUCAUCCGCCUUUGCGAGCAGCAAGGCUACCAUGUUCUCGGCUCAGCCACCGACGAUGAGCGCCUUUGGUGCCAGUCGCCUGCGUCAAGGCAAGUGCGUGUGUCACCUGUGUCAUCGUCUGCACGUCCAGGUGUCUGGCUUCGUCCGUCUGCGGCGUCAGUCAGUUUGCCGGAUCGCUCGCAUCUCGUGCGGGAAGCAGCUCGCCGCCUCUGGAUCAGAAUCGCUUGCAAAGAUAUGUUGCUUGGUACCGUGAUUCACCGCACCACCCAAGUCGAUCCAACCUUUGCUACCACUGCGCCACCGCUCAAUGUCGAUGAAGACGAUUUACCCGACGGCGAGACGCAUGUGCUUUCGUCAAUUCAAGAGGCCGGCCGCGCUACAAUGAACAAUCUUACGCCUUACAUAUACCAAAUUGCAGAUCUCGGGCGCCAGUGGGGCUUGUUAUUGUACUCGCGCCAGCUCACAUAUGCACACGUACUUGAAUUCGACGCCAAAUUCCGUGGCCUGCUAUCUUCGCUUCCAGUAUAUCUACGUCCAGACCCCACUCUUGAGCAACUACCCGAGGUACGCCAAGAGCAAGCUCGGCAUCCUUAUUUAGCCAUGCAUCGUCUCAUUGUUUUUGAGGCUGUCAAUCAACGCCUGCUCGUGUUGCACCGGGACUUUCUUUGCCGCGGUCAUCAGGACGAGAAACACGCAUACUCAACACGCGUCGCUGUGGAUGCAGCCCGUACCAUCCUCUCCUGUCGACAGCAGAUUGACAAUGUGCAUCCGGCCGUUCAGAAACACGCCGCAUUUCGUCACCAUCUAUUCCAGGCAGCUAUUGUUCUUAUGUUGCAUCUGUUGGCAUUCCAUAACAAAGCGCAGGGCUCGUCCCAAGUGGCGCAUCAGCUCCGUGACGACAUCUCGCUUAUAAUCAACUACUUACACAGCACUGGCGAUCCUUCCACAUCUGUACCUAUUGCGCAAAAAGUCGCACUGAAACUUAUUGACCUGCUCUUCGCCGAAGCGCAUACACGCGCCGACAGGAUCGAAUCGGGAAUAUCGUCAGACGAUAAGGCUGUGACUGAGAGCACAGCUUCAUCCACCACAUUGUCUACGAUUGCGAUGGAUGGAGCCAACUCAAGCCAAUUGUUCCCUGCCUUAGGCACUGCACCACCGUCCACACCGGACCACGUGUCUGAAACAGCCGCCUCUUUCUCGGCGCAGCUUUUGCAUCCGGACUUUGGGAAUCGCGACGAUAUUUCAGAGAUAUUUGCGUCUCUCGACGAGCUUAUGGUGCCAAUAUAUUAG